Messenger RNA from Folsomia candida, 1916 nucleotides. Its product is annotated as cytochrome P450 2J6. Bases 300 to 1703 code for a protein of 467 amino acids. The transcript has 9 exons. The record is from RefSeq and is a predicted model, not a curated record. Gene Ontology annotation, molecular function: monooxygenase activity; oxidoreductase activity, acting on paired donors, with incorporation or reduction of molecular oxygen; heme binding. NCBI's taxonomy places the organism in Eukaryota, Metazoa, Arthropoda, Collembola, Entomobryomorpha, Isotomidae.
GGAACACAAUUUUGAGACACUUCCUGGAAGUCAACUGGCAAGAAUUUGCACAACGCAGAAAUCUGUAGUAUAUUUAUGUAUCAAAUAUCAUUUGUAUACCACUGUUUUCGCUUCAUUGCGUAAAAUACAAGUUGACCGUUGUACUAUUUUCGUUAUCUCAAAGCGAUAAAGCCCCAGAGGUGGUCCACCAAAACCUUCGGAUUUUGUAAUGAUCGGUUUAUAAAUAUCUGGACAGGUAGGCGUCUCUCCUGACCAGGAAUUCUUAAAAAAUCUAACCAAUUAGUGAAAACAAACCAAUAAUGAUGACAACUUUAUUUGCAUGGUUGGCCGGCAUCUUAGCCGUUGCAACACUUUUAUGGACACAUUCUACACGAAAAUAUCUUACACGCUGGUUAUGGCUGAACAAUUCGAUAAAGAAGGCCUGCCCACCCAUUCAUUUCGCGUUGACGGAGUUAGCGUCCAAAGUCGGAGACGUCAUUGGAGUCAACAUUUAUGGCCGUUACACAAUUGUGCUGUCCUCCUUUCAAGUUAUGAAAGCAAUCUUGGGGAACAAUCGAUUUGCUAAAGAUCGUCAGAAUCAUUGUCAUGAUAACGGAAUUACAUGGGGUUCUGGCUGUCAUUGGAAGCACUUGAAAUCACAUGUUUCCCAAUUAAUUCGUAAAGUACUUUCUAACGACGACAUGAUCCAAAAUCUUGUCCAGAACGAGAUAACCACAAUAUUUAAGACGAACGAAAUGCUCCUGACACUGCAAGACAUCGACCUUUACACCAGUUGUCACAACAUACUUUUCGGCAUUUUAUUCGGACCAGCGGUACAUGAGAGUUCAGAAGUUCAGGACAUUAUACGCCGCCAUAAAUUAAAAACUAAGCCAUCCUGCGACCCUGCAGAAUGGUACACAUGCUCAUCCUGGUUGUUGUUCCAAGGAUCAACUAACACACUUGAUCCAAGUUAUAGUGAAGAUAUCAAGAAAAUCAUCCAGGGACGCGCGUGUUUACUCCGAUCGGCAAAGAAUGACAUGAAUCCAAAUAAUGAAUCCGGUCUCGUGGAUCUAUUUAUUGCGAGUUGGUUGGACAAAGACAAAAGUACCAACACUAUUGAAACUGCAGUUGACACCUUGGCGAGCAUAGUGUCCGAUAUGUGCGCAUCUGGGACGCAACCAAUGGCCUUCGCGAUUCAAUGGAUGAUUUAUCUGCUUGCGCGCAAUCCGAAAGUUCAGGACAAAAUUUAUGAUGAAAUUAUGAAUGAAGAACUAAGCAACUCAGGGGCAAAGGCGUACAGAAUGGCAACGUUAUACGAAAUUUUUCGAGUUGGGAACAUUUUGCCCAUCCCAAUUCCAAGAUGUGCGACUGAAGCGUUUAGCAUAAGUGACCUUCCAGUGCGAAAGGGGUGCCCCAUAAUUUACAAUUUGGACCCAAUCUUUAAAGAUGUCUCAUAUUGGGGAGAAUCUGUCGACAAAUUUGUACCCGAAAGGUUUUUAGAUGAAAGAAAACUGAUCAGGACUGAAAGGAUGGUAAUGUUUGGGUUUGGGAAACGAAGAUGUCUUGGCGAAUCGAUCGUCUGGAAUACUCUGAUGCUCUAUUUAACCGAGAUUUGUACAAAAUUUGAAGUUUCGGCUGGACGUCAAAACCCUACAGAUUACGGAAUUGGCAAAAAAGCUUCGUUUAUAUUUUCUGCGAGGAGAAGGCAUAAUAUGCAUAGCUAAAACAUACAACUCUACUUUUUACAAAAUUCUCAAUGCAUAAUAUACAUAUUAUGUAUUAUUUUUUUAUCUCUAAUGUAUAUCAGUAAAUAUUUUGCACCUGUAAAUACUAUUGUCAACGAAUUUCAGUACAUAUUUGAAUUUGUCGAAACAAAACGUUAUAAUAAUUGUAUGUACAUAUUAUUAAUAGAACAAUUUAUAAUCAGUACAGAUACA